AUGAGCUUCCAGACCGAGCCCACACACCAGCAGCUGGCUGUGCAAGGGCUGCUGGAAGAUGAAGAUUUGGCCAUCUCUUCUCUGGAGGACCUUCCCACAAGGUUCUUCCCACCACUCUUCCAGGAGGCCUUCAUUAAGAGACAAACAAAGGUUGUGAAGGCCAUGGUAGCAUCUUGGCCAUUCUGCUGCCUCCCUCUUGGGGCCCCGAUAGAUUACAUCCAAGUGGAUAACUUCCAGGCUGUGCUGGAUGGAACAGAUUGGCUGAACAAUCAGAAUGUUUGGCCUAAAAGGUAUAGACUGCAAGUGCUCAAUUUACAGAAUAGCUACCGUGACUUCUGGGAAGGAUGUGCUGGAGCACAGUCUGCUUCGUGGACCAAACCAGUAGAUGCCACAACAGAGGGAAAGAAGCAGCAAUUGAGGGUGCUAGCUGAAUACACCCUCAUGUUCAUCCCUCUGAAGGACUACAGUCGUUACGUCAUGCUGUGGCUCAAGCAGAGAAAAGAGACCACGCAUAGCCAUUUUUCAGGCUAG
Messenger RNA from Peromyscus eremicus (cactus mouse), 531 nucleotides. Its product is annotated as PRAME family member 15-like. Gene Ontology annotation, cellular component: cytoplasm. Bases 1 to 531 code for a protein of 176 amino acids. The transcript has a single exon. Lineage: Eukaryota; Metazoa; Chordata; Mammalia; Rodentia; Cricetidae. The record is from RefSeq and is a predicted model, not a curated record.